CGUAAUUUCUUCCCAUUGUGCACUUCCAUUCAGUUCUCCUACCUCGACUUUAUACAACUCUACUGACCGUCAUUUAUUAUUUCUCUCAAGCUUGUUCUCUACUUUUUUCAACUCUUUCUUUACACUUGACUGUUGUCUGUCUUAUAGUCUACUUGCUGAUUGUAACUUGUUUUUGAAUAAUCCCUAAUCAAUCUUCAAUACCGCUUCAACCGAUAUUCCGAAGCAGCCGUUCGUUGCCGGACCCGUUUGACGGCGGAUGAUUUUCAAUAGUGACUAGUGACUGACGAUCUCAAAUUUUACCCCAACAUAAAUAAUGGAAGGAAGAGUCCUCAGCAUUCAAUCCCAUGUUGCUUUUGGCUACGUUGGUGGUAAAGCUGCUGCCUUCCCUCUGCAAUGUCUUGGCUAUGAUGUCGAUCUCGUGAAUACCGUCAAUUUCUCCAACCAUGCAGGAUACGGCCGUUCUGGUGGGAGCAAGACGUCUGCAGCGGAACUCGAAUCGAUAUUCGAAGCUAUGGAGUUCAAUGAACUACUAUGUCCAACUCGAGUUCUGACUGGCUAUAUCCCUAAUGCUGAAGCUUUAGCUGCUGUUGCCAGACUGGUUGAGAAACUACGAAAACAAAAUCCAGAAUUGAUCUAUCUGUUAGACCCUGUUAUGGGUGAUGCAGGCCGAUUGUAUGUUUCAGCAGACGUGAUACCAGUGUAUCGUAGCUUGCUACCCCUUUCAACAAUUAUAACUCCCAAUUGGUUCGAAGUAGAAACGCUGACUGGAAUCUCUUUGACCGACCUACACUCUCUCAGACUUGCUCUAACCAAACUUCACAAGGAUUUUGGCGUUCCCAAUGUGGCAAUCAGUUCUAUUCCUCUUGCACCAUGGCUUUCCGAGACUCUUCCUAAUGCUAUUCGGCCUCCCGCCGUUUCAGAAUCGGAACACCUCUUAUGUAUAACAUCCUCCGUAUCAAACGAGAAUUCACCUUCCGAAGUACAUGUACAAUGUGUUCCUUUACUCCCUGGAUACUUUUCCGGCGUUGGGGACCUCUUCUCUUCUCUUGUCCUGGCGCACUACAAACCAUCGCUUGAGGCAUCAUUACCGGAGGUCCUUCCUCCAUUUCGGACAUCUUUGUCCGAAGCUGUAUCUCAAGCGUUGACAAAAACUCAUGCGGUGCUUUGUAAGACAUUUGAGUACUCCGAACGGCUGCCCGAGGAGGAACGGCUCGUUACUGAUGAUGAGAAGGAUGCAGUUGAGCCUAUUCGCAAAGUUCGAAGGAUGAGAGGGAGGGAGCUGAGGCUGGUACAAAGCAUUGACAUUAUCCGAAGUGACUUUGGUGAUGCGACGAGGCGUUUAGAACGUUGGUCCGGAUUCUGGGAGAAAUUAUAGAGAAAUUAUAGAGACUAUGUAGGUAAUAGAGAUUUUUUAUUUUCGUGAUUCGUUUUGCGUGUUGUUCCAAAUAUUUUGUAUGUUACUUUAAGCCGUCCGUAUAUUACAGUGGUUACUGGAAAACAGCACAGCUGCUAAACAAAUGUAUCAUCUAAUUUUCUCCUCGGCCAAGCUUAU
Molecule: messenger RNA, 1552 nt
Organism: Lentinula edodes (shiitake mushroom)
Lineage: Eukaryota; Fungi; Basidiomycota; Agaricomycetes; Agaricales; Omphalotaceae
Product: Ribokinase-like protein
Exons: 6
Coding region: 314-1375 (353 amino acids)
Biological process (GO): pyridoxal 5'-phosphate salvage
Cellular component (GO): cytosol
Molecular function (GO): pyridoxal kinase activity
Source: RefSeq, a predicted model, not a curated record